Glycine soja is the source of this 6072-nucleotide messenger RNA. Its product is annotated as TMV resistance protein N-like. The transcript has 5 exons. Gene Ontology annotation, molecular function: ADP binding; protein binding. The coding region runs from base 1808 to 5125 and encodes 1105 amino acids. The record is from RefSeq and is a predicted model, not a curated record. NCBI's taxonomy places the organism in Eukaryota, Viridiplantae, Streptophyta, Magnoliopsida, Fabales, Fabaceae. Gene Ontology annotation, biological process: defense response; signal transduction.
GAGGACCACACAUAUCUCCUGGUAGGAGAAAUUAUUUUCUCCCUUUCUUUCACCUGUAUACCUUCAAAGAAUGCAAAUAAGUGUUUUCUUUCUCAUUAUUCUUUCUUACAUUAUUGAUUCUACACUCCUAGCAUAUCAACCAUUAUCAUACUAAACUUUUUUCUUCUAAUAAUGGCUGCGACAACACGUUCCCAUGCAUCCAUCGAUGUGUUCCUCAGCUUCAGAGGGGAAGACACACGCUAUGGUUUUACUGGCAAUCUCUACAAGGCUCUUUGUGACAAGGGAAUUCAUACCUUCUUUGACGAAGACAAGCUUCACAGCGGAGAGGAAAUAAAACCUACACUUUUGAAGGCAAUUCACUUCACAAGUCUCGUCUAGCUUUAUUUUUGAUGAAUUGGUAGGAUAUAUAUUUUAUGUUAAUAGUAUGUAAAAAUUGAAUUCUGAAAAUAUUGCUUGAAAACUAAAAUUGUAAUUCACCGGCAAUCUCUACUUUAUAUCACUACUUCACUAGACUGACUUUCAUGGAUUAAUUAUUAAGAAAAAGAUGGAAAACACAAAACAUAACUACGCAUUUAUUUUGCAAUGUGUUCCAGAAAAAAAUAUUAUUGUUUCUCACAAUAUCUUAUUUUAGAGGUAUUUGAGUUUGAGACACAAUAAAAUGUUAAAUGAAGACAUUUCUUUUAUAUAUAUAUAUAUAUAUAUAUAUCAUAAAAUAGUUAUAGAAAUUAGCUGGAACCAUAGAGAUACAUGGUGGUUUGAGAUAAUUUCCCUUCCACUAGGCUGAACUCUCGAUGUGAUUAUGCAUAUAUAUGAUUCUGAUGAUGUGGUUAUGCCUUCAGAUAUUACCACUACAUGACAUUAUACUUGUAUAUGUCUGUGUAUCGCAUGUUAUUUCUUGUAGUAUUUGUGUCUGGAGGUGUAUUUUUGUACAUUCAGCCCGUAGAUGGGAGGAGGUAUACAUUUCGAGACCCUGAAGAUUGUCUUUGAGUAUGAUCAUAGGUCAUUGGCUCAUGCGAACUUAAGCUCAGUUGAACACUUUAAGCAUGUAUGUUUGGAUUUUAAUUUAACCAUAAUACGAGGUGUGUUUUAUCCACAAAUAACAUCUUAGCUUUGUUGAUAACUUCGAAUUUCAAACUAUGUUUUGAUUAGAAAUUAAAAAAGCUACUUCUACAGGAGAAAGCUUGAUAUCCAAAAUUUAAUCCAAAUAUACUGUUUACAUGGCUUAGAGAAAAAUGGUGCAGCAAAUGCAAAAUCAAGGUCGAAAUUUUAUAUUAUUGUAAUUAUAAUUGUUAUCCGUUCCAUAAUUCAAUGCUAACAUUGUUUUGUUCCUGAUGCCUUUCUAUUUUGUGUGUGAGUGAGAGAAGCAACAAAGAAUCCACAUUUGAGUGAGACAAAAAAUAGUUUCUAAUAAUUUUUUAGACUAUACAUGUAAUAAAAAUAAUUUGAAAGAUCAAAUUGCACAAUUGUAAAACUAUAUAGAAAAAAAGCAUUGUCCUAUGAAAGUGUUUGUUCUGUCAUGUCUAAUUUUUCUGCCUUUCCCCAUUAAGAGCUAAAGAAGCUAAUGAGAAAACUUGUUUUCAAGGUCUACGCGGUUGUUUCAUUUAAAAUUAAAAUGAAUAUAUAAAAUUAAGAGCAUGACUUGACGUUUAUAACAGAGAAUGAGAAAAAACAAGAUAUUUUCCUCAAAGGUGGCUAUCUUCUUUAUAACACACAGCAUUUGGUAUACUUUCAUUUUCAUAUUUCUUCAAGUUUGAUUCUCCCUCCUACCAUAUCAACCAUAACCAUACUAAACUUUGUUCUUCUAAUAAUGGCUGCAACAACACGUUCUCCUGCAUCCAUCUAUGAUGUGUUCCUCAGCUUCAGAGGUUUAGACACACGCCAUGGUUUCACUGGAAAUCUCUACAAAGCUCUUGAUGACAGAGGAAUCUACACUUUCAUUGAUGAUCAGGAGCUUCCAAGAGGAGACGAAAUAACACCUGCACUUUCCAAGGCAAUUCAAGAGUCCAGGAUUGCUAUUACUGUGCUUUCUCAAAACUAUGCUUCUUCCUCGUUUUGUUUAGAUGAACUUGUAACCGUCCUUCUCUGCAAGAGGAAAGGGCUGUUGGUUAUACCGGUCUUUUAUAACGUAGAUCCUUCUGAUGUCAGACAACAGAAAGGUAGUUAUGGAGAAGCAAUGGCUAAGCAUCAGAAGAGGUUCAAAGCUAAGAAGGAGAAACUGCAGAAAUGGAGGAUGGCUUUGCAUCAAGUAGCUGACUUGUCUGGCUAUCAUUUCAAAGAUGGAGAUGCAUAUGAAUACAAGUUUAUCCAGAGUAUUGUUGAGCAGGUUUCUAGGGAGAUUAAUCGUACUCCUUUACAUGUUGCGGAUUAUCCAGUUGGUCUUGGGUCACAAGUGAUAGAGGUAAGGAAGCUUUUGGAUGUUGGAUCCCAUGAUGUUGUCCACAUCAUAGGGAUCCAUGGAAUGGGUGGGUUGGGAAAAACAACACUUGCUCUGGCAGUUUAUAAUUUGAUUGCUCUCCAUUUUGAUGAAUCCUGUUUUCUUCAAAACGUGAGAGAAGAAUCAAAUAAACAUGGGUUAAAACACCUUCAAAGCAUCAUUCUUUCAAAAUUACUUGGUGAGAAGGACAUCAACUUAACAAGUUGGCAAGAAGGAGCUUCAAUGAUACAACAUAGGCUCCAACGAAAGAAGGUUCUCUUGAUUUUAGAUGAUGUUGAUAAGCGCCAGCAGUUAAAGGCUAUUGUUGGAAGACCUGAUUGGUUUGGUCCCGGUAGCAGAGUCAUCAUUACCACUCGGGACAAACAUAUUCUAAAAUAUCAUGAGGUUGAAAGAACUUAUGAGGUGAAGGUUUUGAAUCAGAGUGCUGCUCUUCAAUUGCUUAAGUGGAAUGCUUUUAAAAGAGAAAAAAAUGAUCCAAGUUAUGAGGACGUCUUGAAUCGUGUAGUAACUUAUGCUUCUGGCCUUCCAUUGGCUUUGGAAAUCAUAGGUUCCAACUUGUUUGGAAAAACUGUAGCAGAAUGGGAAUCUGCUAUGGAACAUUAUAAAAGAAUUCCUAGUGAUGAAAUCCUAGAGAUUCUAAAAGUAAGCUUUGAUGCUUUGGGGGAAGAACAAAAGAAUGUUUUUCUUGACAUUGCUUGUUGUUUAAAAGGAUGCAAAUUGACAGAGGUUGAACAUAUGCUACGCGGUCUUUAUGAUAACUGCAUGAAACAUCACAUUGAUGUGUUGGUUGACAAAUCUCUCACAAAGGUUAGGCAUGGUAUAGUUGAAAUGCAUGACCUAAUUCAGGACAUGGGUAGAGAAAUUGAGCGGCAGAGAUCACCAGAAGAGCCAGGGAAGCGCAAGAGAUUAUGGUCACCAAAAGAUAUAAUUCAAGUUUUAAAACACAACACGGGAACUAGUAAAAUUGAAAUCAUAUAUGUGGAUUUCUCCAUAUCUGACAAAGAAGAAACAGUGGAAUGGAAUGAAAACGCCUUCAUGAAGAUGGAAAACCUUAAAAUACUUAUUAUUAGAAAUGGAAAAUUUUCCAAAGGUCCCAAUUAUUUUCCACAAGGUUUGAGAGUACUGGAAUGGCACAGAUAUCCUUCAAAUUGUUUACCGUCUAACUUUGAUCCGAUCAACCUUGUUAUAUGCAAGUUACCUGACAGUUCCAUGACGUCAUUUGAGUUCCAUGGCUCAUCGAAGAAGUUGGGGCAUCUAACAGUUUUGAAGUUUGACUGGUGCAAAUUUUUAACACAGAUACCUGAUGUAUCUGAUCUCCCAAAUUUGAGGGAACUUUCAUUUCAAUGGUGUGAGAGUUUAGUUGCAGUUGAUGACUCAAUUGGUUUUCUGAAUAAACUUAAAAAAUUGAAUGCUUAUGGUUGCAGGAAGCUUACGAGUUUUCCGCCCCUCCACUUGACCUCUCUUGAAACACUUGAACUUUCUCACUGUUCCAGUCUUGAGUAUUUUCCAGAAAUAUUAGGAGAGAUGGAAAACAUAGAGAGACUUGAUUUGCAUGGCCUUCCGAUAAAAGAAUUGCCAUUUUCAUUUCAAAAUCUUAUUGGACUCCAACAGUUAUCCAUGUUUGGCUGUGGAAUUGUUCAGUUACGAUGUAGCUUAGCCAUGAUGCCCAAACUGUCUGCAUUCAAAUUUGUAAAUUGCAACAGGUGGCAAUGGGUAGAAUCGGAAGAAGCUGAAGAAAAAGUGGGCUCAAUAAUAUCUUCAGAGGCACGUUUUUGGACACAUUCGUUUUCUGCCAAGAAUUGCAAUCUAUGUGAUGAUUUUUUUUUAACAGGUUUCAAGAAGUUUGCUCAUGUAGGAUAUUUAAAUCUAUCGAGGAAUAAUUUCACAAUCCUUCCUGAAUUCUUCAAAGAAUUGCAAUUUUUAGGAAGUCUUAACGUGAGUCAUUGCAAGCAUCUUCAGGAAAUUAGAGGGAUUCCACAGAACUUAAGGUUAUUCAAUGCAAGAAACUGUGCAUCCUUGACAUCCUCGAGUAAAAGCAUGCUUUUAAAUCAGGAACUGCAUGAGGCUGGAGGAACCCAGUUUGUGUUUCCAGGAACAAGAAUACCAGAGUGGUUGGAUCACCAAAGCAGUGGACAUUCAAGUUCUUUCUGGUUUCGUAAUAAAUUCCCUCCCAAACUUCUUUGUCUUCUUAUUGCACCUGUCUUGGGUGACAGCGGGUAUUUUUUCGUUAAACCCAAUGUGUCAAUCAAUGGAAAAUUUCUAAAAUAUUUUGGAAGUGAGGAGAUAAAAAGUAUGUUGAAAUUGGAUCAUACAUAUAUCUUUGAUCUCCAAGAUUUUUGUUUCAACGAUAAUAAUUGGUUUGAAGAAGUGGCUAGGGAAAAGGAAUGGAACCAUGUGGAGGUUAGAUAUCAAAGUGUGUUAGACUAUGAAAAGCAAAAAAGAAAAGAAGGAGUGUUAGACUUAGAGAGCUCAUUCAUUAAAGGAAGUGGAAUCCAUAUAUUCAGAGAAGAAGGCAGUAUGGAGGAAGAUAUUCGAUUUGAUGAUCCAUAUCUCAGCAGCUCUGCAUCAGAAAGCUCCUCCUUCCUACAAACCAUAGCUUUGGGGACACGCAAGUUUUCCAUAGCUUUUUUCUUAUUUUUUUCAUGUUUUUUAUUUUAUUAUUUUGGUUUCAGUUGUCAAAAAUUCACUUAACCCAACUGCUGUACACCCUAUCUUCAUCAUGUACUUUUGCCAAACCAUAGCUUUGUUGGUUUUAAAUUUAUGAAUGGAAAUUAAAAACGUGGCAUUAAUAAGGAUAGGAAGUAGCCUAAGAAAUAAACAAGCCAAAGUCCAAGAGACACCACUAUCUAAAAAUAAAUGUUGAGGUGAAAAUGCUAAGAAACAGAGAAGGCAAAGUCAGAAAACUCUUCAAGAGUCUGUUGUCCUACCUUUGUAAGCCAUUUGCUGUAAGGUUCAAAAUCCCCAUACAAACUAUUGCUAGUUGCUCCUGCUGCAGUGGUUUCCAUUGCUGGAAACUAGUGACUGCUCUCUUGAACUAAAAGACUUUUGCACUGCUAAAAGUCGCGAUAAUGGAUUGAAGGAAUGAAAGAACUGUGAUUCAACAUUUUUAUACAAAUACAGCAGGACUCCAUGCAAAUGAGAUUUUGGUGAGAAUGUUUAAUGGGAUUUCCAUGGUUUAUUUUUCCUCUUAGUUUAGAUUGAUUCCUUUUUGCUUUGAAUAGGUUUUCUAGGGGUUUCCUAUUGCAAGGUGAAGGUCAGGUGCAUUCAACUUCCAAUGAAGAAAUAGUUUGAGGAGGAAGAAGAAAGACUUAGACUAGUUAAAUUUGUAACAGUGUUGCUUAGGUUUAAUCAUACUACUGUAUCGGCUGCUUACAGCACUUCAGAAAGUGGAAUUUGCUAUACUUUUUUAUGGCUGAAUGCCUACCUAGGAUGCUAAUUCACUCUGAGUUUGAGCAUAUCAGUAGAUUUGUGUUUGCUUGUAAAUAAAAAAUAGAUGUGUUUUGUUCUAUGCCUCUCUAGAAUCAAAUAUACUUCAAGUGAAUGUCUUAUUCAUUAUCAUCAUAAGGAUUGUCUUGGAUGAAAACAUAGCGGGUUAUUUUUAGAUUUUAUGAGAUGUGGAAUUCCAGUUUCUCUGACAA